Lathyrus oleraceus (garden pea) is the source of this 690-nucleotide messenger RNA. RefSeq lists its product as uncharacterized. Lineage: Eukaryota; Viridiplantae; Streptophyta; Magnoliopsida; Fabales; Fabaceae. The record is from RefSeq and is a predicted model, not a curated record. The transcript has a single exon. Bases 1 to 690 code for a protein of 229 amino acids.
AUGGUCAUGGCUUGGAUUACCAACUCUGUUGAACCAGACAUUGCUCAGAGCAUUUUGUGGAUGGAUACUGCAUCUGAGAUUUGGACGGAGCUUCAUGAUCGAUACCACCAAGGCGACAUCUUCCGCAUAUCUGAUAUUCAAGAACAACUCUUCAAUCUCAAACAAGGCGACCUAACCAUCACUCAAUUCUUCACCAAUCUCAAAAAGCUAUGGCAGGAGCUUGACAAUUUCAGACUUAUCCCUACUUGCACUUGCGCUAUCAAAUGUUCUUGCACCCUUCUUCCCACUAUCAAAUCUUACCGUGAAACUGAUUACGUGAUUCGAUUCUUGAAGGGAUUAAACGAGCAAUAUGCUCCAGUUCGAUCCCAAAUAAUGCUUAUCAAUCCUUUACCACCUAUUAACAAAGUUUUUUCUAUGCUAAUACAACAGGAACGACAGAUGAUUGCACCUAUUGAAGAAGAUAAACUUCUUGCCAAUUUUGCCAAGACACAACACCGAUCCUCUAGCACUGAUAACAAUCCCAGAAAUUCUGCAGUUGGGCGUGGUAAAAGCCUCAAGAUGUGCACUUUUUGCAACAAAUCCGGACACACAGUUGAGGUUUGCUUCAAGAAACAUGGUCUUCCACCAUAUCUCAAGAAACCUCAGGUCAACAAUGCUUCAGCAUACACUGAGAACCCUAACAACAAUUAA